Messenger RNA from Salvelinus namaycush (lake trout), 2748 nucleotides. RefSeq names its product neurexin-1a-like. Lineage: Eukaryota; Metazoa; Chordata; Actinopteri; Salmoniformes; Salmonidae. The transcript has 16 exons. The record is from RefSeq and is a predicted model, not a curated record. Bases 1 to 2748 code for a protein of 915 amino acids.
AUGUUUGAGUUUGAGGAACGAAAGGAAGACUACGUGGCGACCUUCAAGGGAUCCGAGUUCUUCUGCUACGACCUGUCCUUGAACCCGAUCCAGAGCAGCAGCGACGAGAUCACCCUGUCCUUCAAGACGUUACAAAGGAACGGUCUGAUGCUUCACACGGGGAAGUCUGCAGACUAUGUCAACCUUGCCCUGAAAAACGGAGCUGUAUCGCUGGUCAUUAAUUUGGGGUCUGGGGCCUUUGAAGCUCUGGUGGAGCCUGUCAAUGGGAAAUUCAAUGACAAUGAUUGGCAUGAUGUCAAAGUUACAAGGAAUCUACGUCAGGUAACUAUAUCCGUGGAUGGGAUACUGACCACCACAGGGUAUACUCAAGAAGACUACACCAUGCUAGGCUCCGACGACUUUUUCUAUGUUGGCGGGAGUCCUAGCACGGCUGACCUGCCUGGAUCACCUGUUAGCAACAACUUUAUGGGUUGCCUGAAAGAGGUUGUGUAUAAAAACAACGAUGUGCGACUCGAGCUCUCCAGGAUGGCCAAACAAGGUGAUGCCAAAAUGAAGGUUCACGGCAUUGUGGCUUUUAAAUGCGAGAACGUGGCGACCCUUGACCCCAUCACCUUUGAGACCCCUGGGUCCUUCAUCACGCUCAACAAGUGGAACGCCAAGAAGACGGGCUCCAUCUCCUUCGACUUCCGUACCACAGAGCCUAACGGGCUUCUCCUCUUCAGCCACGGAAAGCCCAAACAGGCUCCCAAGGUGGACUUCUUUGCCAUCGAGAUGCUGGAUGGCCACUUGUAUCUACUGCUGGACAUGGGGUCAGGGACCACCAAGACCAGAGCCAUCAACAAGAAGGUCAACGAUGGGGAGUGGUACCACGUAGACUUCCAACGGGACGGACGAUCAGGUACCAUCUCCAUCAACACCCAGCGCCAGGCCUACACGGCCCCAGGAGAGAGUGAGAUCCUGGACCUGGACGAUAACCUGUACCUGGGAGGACUACCAGAGAAUAAACUAGGCCUGGUCUUCCCCACAGAAGUGUGGACGGCUCUCCUGAACUAUGGCUACGUGGGCUGCAUCCGGGACCUGUUCAUCGAUGGCCAGAGUAAAGAUGUCCGCCGCAUGGCCGAGGUUCAGAAGGCUGCCGGAGUCAAACCAUCCUGCUCUAAAGAGCCGCCCAAGCAGUGCCUGUCAAACCCCUGUCAGAAUAACGGUGUCUGCCGGGAGGGAUGGAACCGUUACGUCUGUGACUGCUCAGGGACGGGAUACCUGGGACGCUCCUGUGAGAGGGAUGCGACCAUCCUGAGUUAUGACGGCAGUAAGUUCAUGAAGAUCCAGUUGCCGGUGGUGAUGCACACAGAAGCGGAAGACGUGUCGCUACGGUUCCGUUCUCAACGGGCAUAUGGCGUGCUGAUGGCCACAACGUCACGUGACAGUGCCGACACGUUGCGCCUGGAGCUGGAGACCGGCCGCGUCCGCCUGACGGUCAACCUAGGCAAGGGUCCAGAGACCAUAUUUGCUGGUCAGAACCUGAAUGAUAACGAGUGGCACACGGUGCGUGUGUUCAGGAGGGGAAAGAGUUUGAAACUCACCGUAGAUGGUCUUCAACCUGUAGAAGGUCAAAUGGCAGGUGACCACACCCAGUUGGAGUUUCACAACAUUGAGACGGGUAUCGUGACGGAGAAACGAUUCAUGUCCAUGGUGCCUUCCAACUUCAUAGGCCACCUCCAGAGCCUCUCCUUCAACGGCAUGGCCUACAUAGACCUGUGUAAGAACGGUGACAUUGACUACUGCGAGCUCAACGCCAUGAUCGGCUUCAAGAACAUCAUUGCUGACCCGGUCACGUUCAAGUCACGGUCGAGCUAUUUGGCUCUGACCACCCUGCAGGCCUACUACUCUAUGCACCUGUUCUUCCAGUUCAAGACCACCUCGUCAGAUGGACUCAUACUGUUCAACAGCGGGGACGGAAACGACUUCAUCGUGGUUGAGCUGGUCAAGGGCUACCUGCACUACGUAUCAGACCUGGGGAACGGAGCUCACCUGAUCAAGGGCAACUCCAACAAGCCCCUGAAUGAUAACCACUGGCACAAUGUCAUGAUCUCACGAGACACUAACAACCUCCACACCGUCAAGAUCGACACCAAAAUCACCACCCAGACCACCAUGGGAGCCAAGAACCUGGACCUGAAGGGUGACCUGUAUAUUGGUGGCGUGGCCAAAGAGACAUACAAGGAGCUUCCCAAGCUGGUGCACGCCAAGGAGGGCUUCCAGGGUUGUCUAGCAUCGGUGGACCUGAACGGACGCCUCCCGGAUCUGAUGUCGGAUGCCCUUGCAUGUGUGGGCCAGAUAGAGAGAGGCUGUGAAGGCCCCAGUACAACGUGCCAGGAGGACUCGUGUGCAAACCAGGGUGUGUGUCUGCAGCAGUGGGAGGGGUUCAGCUGUGAUUGUAGCAUGACUUCUUUCGGAGGGCCACUCUGCAACGACGCUGGAACUACGUAUAUAUUUGGGCGUGACGGCGGUCUGAUCACGUAUACAUGGCCUCCCAAUGACAGGCCCAGCACGCGGGCAGACAGGCUGGCCAUAGGCUUCAGCACACAGCUGAAAGAUGCUGUUCUGGUGAGGGUGGACAGCUCCUCUGGCCUUGGAGACUACCUGAAGCUACACAUUGUAAGAUCCGGGAACCCUGGAGUCAGGGGGAGGGAAGGUAAGAGGGGUGAGGAGGGAGGAGGGAAGGAGGGAGAGCCUCAUAUGGUGUGA